Molecule: messenger RNA, 696 nt
Organism: Mycena indigotica
Lineage: Eukaryota; Fungi; Basidiomycota; Agaricomycetes; Agaricales; Mycenaceae
Product: CxC2 domain-containing protein
Exons: 5
Coding region: 1-696 (231 amino acids)
Source: RefSeq, a predicted model, not a curated record
AUGAAGACAACGGGCGUGGAUAUCGAAGAGAUAUUCACCGAAUUGGACCGUAUUCGCCUGCAAUACGGACUGCCGGUCUGGCAUGCUGAAGCUCAUGACCCCAAAUGUCGAAUUCAGUUUGCGCUUAGGUACUUGUUGGGUGUUGGAAAGACGGAUGGGGAAAGCACCGAGCGUUUGUGGAGCCUACUCAAUCCCGCAAGUUGGUCGACAAAGGAAAUGGGAGAAGGCGCCCGUCAUGAUGUCCUGGAGGACAAGAUCGACCUGAUUAAUUUUGAGAAAAACAGGAGCAUGGGGCGGACACUUGCAAGACGUUUGAUUGUCGCUGUAGCAGAGCGUCAAAGGCAGGGCAUUGAAUUCCAGGAGCUGGACGACAGCGUUCCUAAAAAAAAACCCGCGACGGGAAUGGGCCAAGAUGAUGGAUGCCUGGGUGGGAAGCUCGCCGGGCCUAGUGAACGCGAAAUAAGUGAAGAGUUGAAACGAGCUGAGGUGGAAGAUGCACAAGCCGGAAUCAAACCUUUGCUGGAAGGUAAAAUGACCAUAACAGCGUUCAUCAGAGCGGGUAUGCAGCUUCAGGCCAUCCAGCGUCGUAUACGGACUGCUCUGAAGGCAAAAAAGUCAGCAGAUCAAGCGAGCCAGAUACAAGAAUUACGUCUAUCUCUGAUCAAACAAAUGCGCACCUUGAAAAACUUCAACUAA